AUGCGAUUCGGUCGGGUGUUGUCUGCUCUUGUUGCUCUAAAGACCACGUCGGCCCAGACCCUGAGUGGCCUGAGCUUUGAUGGCCGGGACCCUGUGAGUCUGGUCUGGGCAUUUGAUGGUCACACCUCCGGUCGUUACGAUUUCUACCUAUGUGCUGGUGAUGAAUCGACGGGAGCCUACGCUUCUCUCGCACGAGUUAUCCAAGACACUGUGGUGGCACCUGGCGACUUGGUUUCAUUUCAGGUGGAUCUGAAUAUGGGGGGAAACGACUUGAAUGCAUAUGGUUCCAUCGGAUCCCAAGGAACAUUGGUCUGGAUUCACAUCACACUUUACCUUGACCCAUAUGAAAGGCUCCUUCUCUUCCAAAGUGUCAGAUGCCGUGAAAUCAAUGCAACCUAUCACACUCCCCUUGCCCCUGGUGGGGGUGCCAACCUGCUCAAUUCCGCUGAUCUGGCUCCGGCCUUCAAUGGAUCAGCCCUGAACAGUGACAUUCGUGAGGAGGCGACAAGAUCCUUCUUAGAAUUCCCUUCACCCACUAUUCCGAUCGAAAUAGAACGAAAUGAAUUGCGGAAGCGUCUCGUCGACCCUCACACCAUUCCUUAUGGAGAGCAAACCGGCCUCACCAAAUAUGCUCCGAUGCCUAAGCGUGCCGGAACCACCAUUGCAGACAGAUCCCCCACACCUCAGUACCCACCAUUUCCUUUUUCUAUCGCAACUACCUAUCUUCCUGCCCCUACCGUUGAGUACACCGACACCGCCUACUUGACUUGGACUACACACAGCAUUGAGAACACCGCUGCUCCUGCAGCUGCACCCACAUUAGACAAGAGGAUGCAGCAAUUCCUGGAACGCCGAUAG
Molecule: messenger RNA, 858 nt
Organism: Penicillium macrosclerotiorum
Lineage: Eukaryota; Fungi; Ascomycota; Eurotiomycetes; Eurotiales; Aspergillaceae
Product: putative beta-1,6-glucan biosynthesis protein (Knh1)
Exons: 4
Coding region: 1-858 (285 amino acids)
Biological process (GO): (1->6)-beta-D-glucan biosynthetic process; cell wall biogenesis; fungal-type cell wall organization
Cellular component (GO): extracellular region
Source: RefSeq, a predicted model, not a curated record